ACAAUAGGGAGCUUCAAAAUCAAAUGUAUCAAAUCUGACGUGGUGAAUUUGGCGAACGGAAGGAGCAAAAUGGCGUCGAUAACAGGACCGCAGAUUCUGCUGCACUCUCGUUCUCCGUCGCUGAAGCUGAAACUGAAACCGUCAUCAGCCUUUCUCCUCUUCCCAAAUCCACCGUUCUCCGCAAAAUGCACACGGCGUCGCGCCUUCUGCUCCAUCAAUUCCAAUUCCAAGCCUCACGCUUCCACUUCCAUCGUCCCCGACCUCCUCCAUUACCUGAACCAUUCCUGGACUCAAUUCCACGCCACAGCGGAAGCUAAACGACAAUUACUCGCCGCCGGUUUCCAAAUGCUCAACGAGAAUCAAGACUGGGACCUCCAGCCCGGAGGACGCUACUUCUUCACGCGCAACAUGUCCUGUUUGGUCGCUUUCGCCGUCGGAGAAAAGUACAAUGUGGGCGAUGCUUUUCACGUGAUUGCGGCGCACACGGACAGCCCCUGCCUGAAAUUGAAGCCCAAAACGGCGUCGUGCAAGUGUAACUAUUCGAUGGUGAACGUUCAGACUUAUGGAGCUGGGUUGUGGUACACUUGGUUUGAUAGGGAUUUGAGUGUUGCUGGGAGGGUCAUUCUCAGAAAUGGAGAUAAUUCUUUUGUGCAUAAGCUUGUCAAAGUCGAUAGACCCAUUUUGCGCAUUCCCACACUCGCCAUUCAUCUGGACCGAACAGUGAACCAAGAUGGUUUUAAACCAAAUCUAGAGACUCAUCUUCUUCCUUUGCUCUCAAUAAAAUCUGAGGACACUUCUUUGGAAUCCAUGGAGAAGAAUAGUGCAUUGUCAUCCAAAUCUUAUCAUCAUUCGCUGCUAAUGCAGGUACUAUCAGAUGAAUUGAACUGUGAUGUUGAUGACAUAGUGAACAUUGAACUGAAUGUUUGUGACACUCAACCUAGCUGCCUUGGAGGUGGAAACAGUGAAUUUAUAUUUUCUGGAAGAUUAGAUAAUCUGGCUUCAAGUUAUUGUGCAUUAAGGGCACUUAUUGACUCAUGUGAAUCUCCGGGUAACUUAGCAAGUGAACAUGCAAUUCGGAUGGUGGCUUUAUUUGACAAUGAGGAGGUGGGUUCAGGUUCUAUUCAAGGAGCUGGAGCACCCACCAUGUUUCAGGCCAUGAGGCGUAUAGUUGGUGACUUGGCAAAUAACUAUGUUGGUGAAGGCUCUUUUGAGCGCACUAUUCGUCAAUCAUUUCUUGUGUCUGCGGAUAUGGCCCAUGGAGUUCAUCCAAAUUUUAUGGAUAAGCAUGAAGAACUCCACCGACCAGAGCUGCAGAAAGGAUUGGUAAUCAAGCACAAUGCAAACCAGCGCUAUGCUACCAGUGGAAUCACAUCUUUUCUUUUUAAAGAAGUUGGAAAAAUCCACAACCUUCCUACUCAGGACUUUGCUGUCAGAAAUGACAUGGGGUGCGGAUCGACCAUAGGUCCAAUACUUGCUUCUGGAGUUGGCAUCCGAACUGUUGACUGUGGAAUUGCUCAACUUUCAAUGCACAGUAUAAGGGAAAUGUGUGGGAAGGAAGAUAUCGACAUUGCUUACAAACAUUUCAAAGCUUUCUAUCAAAGCUUUUCAAGCGUAGACAAGAUGCUGACUGUAGAUAACUGAGCUGUGUUUUGUACCAUGGUAACGUUUCCCGAGUAAGUGCUAAGCACUAAAUUUUACGAUGGCUUUGCUUACCUGCUUCAAACUUUAGCACAAAACUUGAUUUUCCUCCUUGAACUCAAGCAGAUGAACUUUCUUACCAGACUUUUAGAUGCAUUAUGCCAGGUUUUUAUUUUGAAAUUCUUUUUAAUUGCCCAAAGGGUACUUGUAAAUAUGUUAAAUUAAAGCAUGGAUUUUCUUGUCAGUGGUUUUUACAAUGUCGGAGUACAUGGUUAGAGUAGCACCAUAAAAUCUCAAAGUCUAUUUUCAUAUUUAACACUAAUUAUCGGCACGUGCCACCGUGCCAGGAUUAGGAUGGAAUAGAAACUGCAAUCAAUACUUCA
Messenger RNA from Vigna umbellata (rice bean), 2021 nucleotides. RefSeq names its product Zn-dependent exopeptidases superfamily protein. The record is from RefSeq and is a predicted model, not a curated record. Gene Ontology annotation, molecular function: zinc ion binding; aminopeptidase activity. NCBI's taxonomy places the organism in Eukaryota, Viridiplantae, Streptophyta, Magnoliopsida, Fabales, Fabaceae. Gene Ontology annotation, biological process: proteolysis.